AUGUUAGACUGGCUAAGUAGUGAUCAACGCGCCUCAUACGCCGAAUCCUCCCAGAUCCUCGAUGCGCCUGAAACCCCAGCUCCGCUCUUUGCGUAUCGCGCUCUGAAAAGCGUGCUGUUUGGCUCUUACGACGACGAAGAUGGUAAUGACAACGAGAAGGAAAACAUCCCGCUGGAGACGCGCCCAAGCCAAGUCUCUGUCAACUCGCAGAGAAGUCCUCUCAAGCCUAAGUCCUCAACUCCGCAAAGACCUACUCCGCGGCGCAUGUUGUCACCCGCGAAGAGCAUUCUACGUACUCCCGGCAUACCAACUCCGCGGCGUCAAAACGUUUCAGUCAAGUUCAAGGAUGUCAAGCAAACAUUGAUGAACCUCAGCACGGUCACCGAGGGACAAGUAUCUGAGAACAAAGGAAAUCUGCAGCCUCCUGCGAUCAUGCCUUCGGAGUCUACACAACCAACGGAGCAAGCAGCAGAAUCAACAAAGAGGCCACAGGGUCCCAACGCCGAGGCGGAGCUAGAGGUGUACUACAAUGUUAGGGAGAUCGAUGCAUAUAUUGCAGUCACGGAGCGCGAAAUGAAGAAGCUGGUACGCUAUGGUCAGCGAAUGCGAGAAUAUGCGAGGCUGUCACAGAAAGAGAAUGCAACGCUUAAGAGAGAACUGGAGAUUGUCAGGAAAGAAAACGAGAUGUUGCGGUGCAGGGAGGGUCCGCCUAUCAACCAAGAGAAAGCGGGAAAAACGCGCGAAAGCAAUGGGCUCUUCGAUAUCUCGCCUCCAAAGCACAUUCCCAAAGCUGCUUCACAAAGCUCUCCUGAGGAUGGGCCGGAAAGAGCUCACCAUAUACUGGAAGAUCAGGCUCAGCAUCCGCUGCACCCGGACACUGCUGAGAAGAAGCCGGGGAACCAGUCUUCAACAAAGGUGGCCAACACCAAGACCAAAACCGACUGCAUUUCGCCUCAACCCAAAAUCGCGGCACCUAUACAACGAGCAUCAAAUGUGAACAGUUACCCAGCAGACAAUACAAGAAUGGCUUCGAAGAUUCAGCUACCUCCCGACAGACUGGCGGCCGCAAAGGCGAGGUUGCGUAUGAAAAGUGAAGAGAGAAAGAAAGCCUUAAGCAUGAAUGACCAAGUCCAGAAGGAAGACCAUGGCUCAAGUCUUGUUGAUUGGCAGGACUUGUGA
Molecule: messenger RNA, 1179 nt
Organism: Endocarpon pusillum Z07020
Lineage: Eukaryota; Fungi; Ascomycota; Eurotiomycetes; Verrucariales; Verrucariaceae
Exons: 1
Coding region: 1-1179 (392 amino acids)
Source: RefSeq, a predicted model, not a curated record